CGACCAGCACAUACUUCAAGCUCGUUCUUCAGCUCACACACACACACAGAGACACCACACACACACAUUCUGCUGGAUGUUCUGGAUUUUUGCUGGGGUUUGGAGGGGAUGUUGCGGACGAGGAGCUUGUUUGAGACGGUGACCUCUGCGUUCCUCAUCGCCACACUCAGCCAUGCUGCUCCGCUGCCCACAUCACUGAACGUCUCGAUACAGUCGGAGAACAUGAGGCACAUCCUGAAGUGGAGCUCUCUGCAGGACGCCUGCUGCUCCGUCAACUACACUGUACGCUAUCAGGGUGAGUUUGAAUACAUGCAGAAUGCCAGGUGGCAGGACGAACCCUUGUGCGUCGACAUCGUCAGGACCGAGUGUGACCUGACCGUCGCCCUGAGCUCCGACUCCGAUUACAACAUCAGCGUGCUCACUCGGUGUGACGACGCCACGUUAUGGACCCAGCUCCCUAAAUCCUUCAACCGCAGAGACACUGUGCUGCUGGCUCCGAAAAUGGACGUGCGCCAGAGAGACGGCCAAAUCGAAGUUUUGUUCGGCGAGCGCCAGAAUCACAUCAACAUCAACCUUAAAAUUUGGAAGGAAGGAGACGAGCAGAACGCUUCGAUUAGGGAGAUAACAGGCCAAAGGUUCCAUUACGAUGUCUGGCAGGAAGGAGGAGGAGGAGGAGUAUACUGUGUGAAAGCGGAGGCCGUACUGGACCUCAGCAACAAGCAAAACAGCACGGAUAAACGCUGUGUCCAGGUCCAGGAACCGGAACCUCCGUGGCUCAUCCCGGUCGCUGCGGGCGUCGUGGUCACCUUGAGCCUCGUGCUGGCUUUGAUUCUGGGCUUAAUGACCCCACGCUGUAGCUUCUGGCUCCGGAAGUUUGUGCUUAAGAAAGAGCCACUUCCUGGAGCGCUGCUUGACUGGACAAAACCACCGAUAUACAUCUUCAUAGAACCGCAGGAGUCGACACACACUGUUUCACUGCUAGGUCCAUCACAAGAGCCGGACAGAACGUUAGAAGUGAAGGAGACGUGUGAUGAAGAGAUGUGUCCAUGAGGGUGACGUCUGAUCGACAGAUCAAUAUUGAUGAAGUAUGAUUUCAAUAGCAGUGGUCAUGAUGCUGAUAUGAAGGAUGUUUACUGAUUGAAAGAAAAACAACUUUCUUAUACGUUUAUUUAUUGCUCUGCGUCAUCUGGAGACGUCACUGAGGAACUGAAUUUUGAAGGCUCCUGAGUGGUGUAAGAGAGAAACAUUUGCAUGGAGAUUGUGAGAGUGAAUUGUGAUGAUGCAGCAGCCAAUCAGAGCCCGGGAGCCAAGGAAGCAAAUAUUACCCAUGCUCUCUGGGGGGGAGGAGUAUCCUCUCUAUGUCUCCUGUCAAUCACAGUGACACUAGCCAAUCGUAAUGAGCUCUUGUAUGAAGAAAAGGUGCAUUCCUUGGAUUGUGCUAUACUGCCGUUGACACCAAACGCGUCUGACUGAUGGCACACGUGUCUGAUUGACGCCAAACAACAUGCCUUAUCGACACCAAACACGUCCAAUCUUUUGAUGGCAACAAACACGUCUGAUUGACACUAAACAUGUCUGAUUGAUGCCAAGCACAUUUGAUUUAGAUUAAACAUGUCUAACUGAUGCCAAACAUGUCUGAUUGAUGUCAAGCAAAAUGUCUGAUUGACACCAAACACAUCUGAUUGACACCAAACAUUCAUUCUGUCAUUCGUGUCUGAUUGAUGCCAGGAGAAUGUCUGAUUGACAAUAAACACAACUGAUUAAUGCCAAACACAUUUGAUUGACACCAAACAUGUCUAAUUCAUGCCAAGCAAACACAUCUGAUUGAUUAACACUAAACAUGUCUGAUUGAUGCCAAACACAUCUCAUUGACCAGACCUGGUAUUUAGGGAGUCGAUGACUUUAGCACAAAAGUAAUGUUAAUUUAUAUGUGUUAAGUUCUGCAUAUCAGUCAGUAUAAUUUGGCACUUAGGCUGAUUUUCUACUAAAAAUAUUUU
Messenger RNA from Hemibagrus wyckioides, 1997 nucleotides. RefSeq names its product cytokine receptor family member B16 (gene il20rb). The coding region runs from base 109 to 1050 and encodes 313 amino acids. Gene Ontology annotation, molecular function: interleukin-20 binding. The transcript is spliced from 7 exons. NCBI's taxonomy places the organism in Eukaryota, Metazoa, Chordata, Actinopteri, Siluriformes, Bagridae. The record is from RefSeq and is a predicted model, not a curated record.